AUGGUCACCACCGACUAUUCGUCUGGACUACCGACUUCGAGAAGAAUUCCCGCCGUGACUGGCAAUUCCCAUGGCGGCGGCGGCGGCGGCUAUGCAAGCCCGACAGAAUCGGACUACUCCGACUCUGAAGGCCCAGACUCAGUCAAGAACUGGGACGAAGAUAGAGUGUGCGAUUAUCUUGCCAGCGUCAAGUGUGGAGAAUACGAGAAGCUGUUUCGUAAGAAUCACAUCAAUGGAGAGAACUUGCUAGAGAUGGACAAGGAAGUCCUCAAGGAGAUGGGAAUCGACAAGGUUGGCGACCGCGUGCGCCUCUUUCUCAGCAUCAAGAAGCUUCGCACAAAAGCAUAUGCCAAUCAGAAGAAGCGACAUAGAGACUCCUUUGCUGGCCUAGAUAUCCUCCCUGUGCAGGCCUAUGGCAGCUCUCCCAAGGUCUCAAGCGCACGAUCCGCGCCCGUCAACAAGCGUUACUCACGACAGGUCGACAUGUCUGGCGCCGGCGCCUCCGACCACGGAAGACCUACAUCUCGGCCCGGCUCUCCUCAGCAAGUAUCGGACGUGCGAACGAGACAGCAACCCGAGCAAUCUCAACAAUAUCUCCCUGGGAGAGGAUAUGUGGCCCACGGGAACUCAAGCAACCCGACCCCUGGUGCUUCCGGUGCCCGAUUGAUCCCCACUCACACAAGGAACCAGUCCAGCGUGGAUGGCUCGCUUAUGGCUACUUUGCCUCAGGGCCAACACAUCAUUCGUGUGAUUUCAACUGGUGGCGUGACAAAGGUCGUCAAAAUUGCCGAGUGCAACACAUGUGAAGAUGUCAUGCGUGUCACUCUGCGCAAGUUUGGCCUCCGCGAAGACCAUGAGCGAAACUACUGUUUCUGGGUCUUGGCCGGUAUAGACGCCGACCCCAAGCAGUGCCGCCGCCUGGGCGACACAGAGCUAUGGCGCAUCAUUCAGAAUCAACGUAGGCCGGAGCGUAACCGCUUGAUUCUCAGAAGGGUGCCGGCUGGAGAACCAGGCGAGGCAGAGCUGCAACGCGCCGCUCAAAUUGCCAUGGAGGAGGAGCAGCAGAAACACGCGCGGGCGCUGGAAUCCGUAGACAAGAGGAGUCAGCUAAAAGUACAAAAGGUGCUGGGCGAGAGCUGGAAUGAGAAGCUCCAGAAUCCCCUAUCGCCUGUUUCUUUUGCGGCGCGAGAGCGAAACACUGCCAACGCAUACAGAGAACUGGACCGUUCUUCAUCGCCCGAUCGCAACCCUCUGAGAAAGGUAGGACUCCGUCAAUUUGGCGGGCUCCGUCCACCGAGCGAGCUCAUUGCCUCAGAUCUUACCUCGUAUUUCCCUGACCACGCCCGCGAGGAUAUUGAUCGGACCGCCAGGCUAUCUAUGAGGAGAUCGACCCGCUUGAGCAAGAUCAAUAGCCGGCUCAGCGUGGCGAGCAACUUGAGUUUUGCCUCGAGCAUCCAGGAUGCUCCUCCCAUUCCCACCAUUGCCGACUCUUGGCUGAGCGGAAACGCCCAUGUGGCCAAGUUUCGCUCCCAAGGGCGAGCCCCUACCAUUUAUAGCAGGGAUUCGAUUGCCUCAUCGAUGCUCGGGACUUUGCAAGAGGAGUCGUCGUCACCCGUGGAGCCAAACCGCAAGUCCUAUGUGUCGUUUUCGGACGCAAGUGAGACUACUGGUCUCAGUGUUACGGACCCUGAAGGCAACACAACGAGCACGAGCUACUACGACGCAGAUGGAUCCACAGGUUCUGGCUCUUUCCAGGAGCUGCAGCAAGCGCUCAACGACGACGGCGAUGAAGCUGAUGAAGAGCUGGAGAGCUUUUUGGCUGGCGACUCGUGGGAUGACAACAAGUGGAUGAAGGGAGCCCUUAUUGGCCAGGGAUCAUUCGGCAGUGUCUACCUGGCACUACAUGCCGUGACGGGCGAACUCUUGGCUGUCAAGCAAGUUGAUAUGCCUGCUCCUGGCGACAACGGUCAAGCUGAUAGCCGGAAGAAGAGCAUGAUUGAGGCUUUAAAGCGCGAAAUCAGCCUUCUCCGAGAAUUACGCCAUCCCAACAUUGUGCAAUAUCUGGGCUGCAGCUCCUCUACCGAUAACCUCAACAUUUUCCUCGAGUACGUUCCUGGUGGCUCGGUGCAGACCAUGCUCAACUCGUAUGGAGCCCUGCCAGAGCCCCUGGUUCGCAGUUUUGUGAGGCAGAUUUUGACGGGCCUGUCGUACCUACACAACAUGGACAUUAUUCAUCGCGACAUCAAGGGUGCCAACAUCCUGGUCGACAACAAGGGCACAAUCAAGAUUUCCGAUUUUGGCAUCUCCAAGAAAUUGGAGGCGUCCAAUAUUCUGAACGGUGCUGCUAACAACAAGCACCGGCCAUCACUGCAGGGAUCAGUGUUCUGGAUGGCGCCCGAGGUGGUGAAGCAAACCUCAUACACGCGCAAGGCUGACAUUUGGUCUCUUGGAUGCCUCGUUGUCGAGAUGAUGACUGGGUCGCACCCGUUCCCAGACUGCAGUCAGCUCCAGGCCAUUUUCAGGAUCGGCGGCGGGAAAGCAACUCCUACCAUUCCAGAGCAUGCUAGUGACGAUGCGAAGACGUUCCUGAACCAGACCUUUGAGCUGGAUCACAACCAGCGACCAAGUGCCGACGACUUGAUGCUCAGCCCUUUCCUCGCUCAGAUUACUUGA
Trichoderma asperellum CBS 433.97 is the source of this 2673-nucleotide messenger RNA. RefSeq lists its product as uncharacterized. NCBI's taxonomy places the organism in Eukaryota, Fungi, Ascomycota, Sordariomycetes, Hypocreales, Hypocreaceae. Gene Ontology annotation, molecular function: protein kinase activity; protein binding; ATP binding. Gene Ontology annotation, biological process: signal transduction; protein phosphorylation. The record is from RefSeq and is a predicted model, not a curated record.